AUGCUCGACGACAAGGACGCCGGGGGCGUCGUCGGCCAGCGCAAUCGCUCCUUCGGCCGCGCCGGGAGCAGGGACUCCCACUCCCACGCCCACGGCCAUCACCGCCGGAGCAGCAGCGGUGGGAGCUCAGGCUCAGGUUCCGCCUCCCAUCUCAGGUCCCUCUCGUGGAGCGUCUCCCGCACCUGGUCCGCCACGCGCCAGCUGCAGGCGAUCGGGGGAGGCCUCACCGUGCCCCGCGCGCAUGACAUCACCGCCACGGGAGGCCUUGCUUCCGCCGUCUACACCAUGGCCGCCCUGCUGUUUGUAGUCUCCUGGGCGCUUGUCGCAGCAAUCCCAUGCCAGGACCGCGGCCUCCAGGCGCACUUGACUGCAGUGCCCAGGAGCUUCCCCUGGGCCGGCCCCGUCAUGACGCUCUUCGACCGCAUCCUCGACGAGUCUAAGAAGAAGGACCGCAAGCACUCCUGCGGUUUGCUCAAGGAGAUCCACCAGAUUGAGCGGUGCUCACGGCAGCUGAUGGAGGCCACUGACGCUGCGGAGUUCCCGUUGGCCGAGGAGAAGGAUGCUGAGGUGAAGGAGGCCGCGCUGGAGCUGGUGCAGGUGUGCGAAUCCCUCAAGGACGGCCUUGACCCGCUUGAGCGCCAGGUGCGGGAGAUGUUCCACAGGGUUGUGCGCACCCGGACAGAGAUCCUUGACUACCUCAGUAGGCCGCACAACGCUGGGUGA
Molecule: messenger RNA, 723 nt
Organism: Oryza brachyantha (malo sina)
Lineage: Eukaryota; Viridiplantae; Streptophyta; Magnoliopsida; Poales; Poaceae
Product: protein ROH1-like
Exons: 1
Coding region: 1-723 (240 amino acids)
Source: RefSeq, a predicted model, not a curated record